AUGAGUCGCGAAUCGAACAAUCAUGGCCCGUACCAGGGCGCGCCCCGUGGCCCACCUGAUGGUCACGCUAUGGAUGACUUCGAUUCGCAUAAUACUGGUCCCCAACCAGUAGUGUAUCAGCGCAAGUUUGAGAGUCUCCAGCACCAACUUGCUUCUGCAAACUCCAACAUUGACACUCUCAAGGCCGAGCUGCAAGUCAAGGAUGAACAAGCUGCCCAACUAAAGAAGCGGAACAGCGCCAUGCAGUCGUCUCGUGACGCGCAAGAGGAGCUUCUCGGUCGACAGGAACAGGAUCUGACCAUCUUAGCAAACUUUGAAGGCAUUUCCCUCCAGUUGAAGAGCUGGACAAGCAAGUUCUGCAACGCAGCCAAUAAUCCAAUGACGGUGACUGGAAUACAAAAGGACAACUUGUCCCAGAUUCGUCGAGUUCUCCCAUCCCUCCAGGACCAUGAAGAUCUGCCCAGGUUCUUGCCUCCGAAUGAUCUUCGGCGUCGGCGCAAGUUCGUUCGUGGGUGGGUUGGUCUUAUUUUGGCAGAGACCAUGAUCCGUUCUUUGCCUGUACCAUCGCAUCCUGCAAGUUCGGGACAUGACCUGUGGAUGCCCCCCGAGGCUUGUGGAGCCGUCAGAGAGCUUGAGACAACACUGCUCAGUUCUGGCGAGGCUGUAGCCCUCGCCGCAUUCCAUCGAUGGAGAACAACCACCAUGGCUCUGCUGAGUAAAGUCUAUCCUCCUGGUCGAUGGCCACGGGAUACUAUCAACUCGGUCGAAGACAAGGUAGACUUCACUCUCGAAGUCAUCCUUCCUCUUACCUCACAGCCAGACAUAGGAGAACUGAGACAGAAGCUCAUAGACAACAUAUUUCUCCCCGCCUUGGAGUUCUCGCAGCUUCUCCGCCGACAGUGCGCGAGCUGGAGCGUUCGCUUUCCGCCCCUGAUAUCUGUCAACCCACUGCCGCACGAUGAAUGCGCCGUCGUUAUUGUCAUCGAACCCUCAACUAUGGAAGAUAUGGACAGUCAACCCGAAGAUGACCUGGAGACAUCUGUUGACCACUGUUUGAAGUCCGUGGAGAUUGUUGUGACCCCGGCGCUGUUCAAGAGUGGUAAACAUGACGGACUGCGGUAUGACACCGAGUCUACAAGGAAAAGGCCGAGGUUUCAUGUGCCGAGAUUGGGAGGGCAGAUUAGGUUGUAG
Molecule: messenger RNA, 1191 nt
Organism: Ilyonectria robusta
Lineage: Eukaryota; Fungi; Ascomycota; Sordariomycetes; Hypocreales; Nectriaceae
Exons: 2
Coding region: 1-1191 (396 amino acids)
Source: RefSeq, a predicted model, not a curated record